UGUAAAGUAGUUGUAAUGUGUCUUGUCAGUCACCGUUAGUUCUUCAAAACUAAUUAAAUCUUUCUUGUUUAAAAUUCAUUAAUAUACAAACAGCAAUUGUUUUCGAAGGCUAAUAACCAUCACUGCAGUUUUGAUGUGAUUUAAGGUCUUAUAAUUUUCCACACGAAAUAAAAUUAGAAUAUUUUAUGAAAGGUGCGUAUACGUUUGAAUUUUACUGUCCUAAUUGACUUUGUCUGGAAUACACUCUUAUAAAAAAGAUGCCUCGAAAGUCAUCCAUGUUGGGUGUUCUAUCGGCAUUCGCUUUUAUAACCAUCGUCUUUGCUCAACAAGGUGGUCAGGACGCGACUGCUAUGUCCGGCUGUCACCCCAUUGCUGACAUCAUUUUCCUUCUUGACGGAUCCGACAGCAUCUCCGACCAAGAAUUCGCCCAACAACGGGAUUUCGUCCGUCGAUUUGUGGAGAUGUCGGGUCAUGUUGGACCUGACAGUAUCCGGGUUGGCGUGGCGGUCGUCAGCAGUGGUAUCGGGGAUGAACUUCCGUUGUCCUCCAACAUGUCGAGGGAUGCGCUACUCGUGGGCAUUCAACGGUUGGCCCAGCCGCAAGAGGGCAGCCGGACAGACCUGGGUCUCGUGGAGAUGGAACAGCUCUUUACGGCUCAAGGUCGGCGGGGCGUUCUGCGGAUAGGGGUCGUACUGACGGACGGAAGGGCCAAGUUUGAGCGGGCGACUGAAGGGGAAGCACAGGUGGCUAAGGAUGGCGGAGUAUUUCUGGUGGCAAUCGGGGUCGGCCGCCUCAUCAAGACUGUUGAGCUGGAGAAGAUCGCGUCUACGAAGAACAACGCGUAUAACCUGGAGCCGCUGGAGCUGUCCACGCGCAUGUUGUACGAGACCGUCCAGUAUUUAGGGGCGGAGGCGUGUUCAGGUCAUUUUCUGGUUGAUCAGGUAAAUAAACCGGACCCUGGAACGCCCCACACUGCGUCAAAAGCAGGAAGUAUGGUGUCAGAAGCCCUAACAGCAACUGUAAUGGACUUACCAGUAGCAGCGACACCACUUGUAGCAACAACAGCAACAGGGACAAAAUCAACAACGAAUACAGAAACAACAUCCAGACUAACACCGAGACCUAAACGAACCCGUCCAACUUCAAUGGCAAUGGUGACCGAAGCUCUCGUGCAGCCCUCAACACGUGCACCUCCCAUCACAGUUGAAACAAUUCAAGAAAACGAACUGCCCUUUGCAAAGCCAAGCAUGGCGGAAAGCCAUGGGAAUACUUUAACUCAGAUACAACGGCUACUUAUACCCGACAUGGCCACUGGACCGAAUGAAAAUGGAUUUCAUGUCCCUGCUCAAACGGUUGAAGAAGCACUCGCUUCACUGCAGCGCAACGUACAUCCGGGCACUCAACCUGCUCAGCAGACGUUCGCUGAUAAAGUAAAGGAUAUAGCCAUGCAGUUUAUGGACAACCAGAUAUUUGGGCCACCAGCGAGUGAGCGAAUUUCCAUGGACGCGGGGCGCAACCGAGUGUACGUAGAGCCAGCACUUGGGGUUGGUCAGACUCAAAAGGUUACGAGUACAACGACUAGAAAACCAACACCAACAACCACCCCAAAAAUUAAAGCGCCUAUAAACAAAACGGAAUUCUUCAUAACAGAGCAGUGUUCCAAGGGUCACUUCAUAGAUGGCAUCUCGUACACGUACGUGGCGGACAGCUGUACGGAGUUCCUGCAGUGUUCCCAUGAUAACGGGCAGGUGCGCGUCCGUAGGAUUAGGUGCCCGUUCGAGACGUUCUUUGAUGACACGAAGACAGUGUGUCAGCACUACAGGAAAACAAGCUGCUGGAGGGACCCAUGCUACGACUUCACGGUACAUUCUUACGGGCACCCUGACCGUUGUCGCUCGUACUGGAGAUGUGAGGGAGGCAUGUCAGUGCCAACGUGCUGCGCAUCGGGAACUGUCUACACGCCAGAGGUUGGCUGCACGAGAAACACGAGCUGCGAGGACACGUGUAUGGACUUUGGCAGCAUCGACAAAAUGACAGCAACAUCGCAGUGCAAGAUGUUGGCGAUCCCUGAAGACCCGCACUUUUAUUUCGAGUGGGUGGCGGGGAUGGGUUGGCUGGUCCGCCGUUGUGCCCUUGGGUCCACCUUCAGUCAGGCCCAGUGCACGUGCAGGGUUACAAACGAGGUCAUCUCUCGGACAAAAUACACAGAACAUUUGGGUUGUCGGCCAGAGUUUUAUCUGGACUUCAAGGGGAGUAUCAAGGACAUGUCGGGGAACAACAUUUACAUGGGAAACACAAACGUCGCCCUGGACGGGGACACUGGCUUCUUCAACGGGGCCGCCGUCCUCACGCUCUGGAGGUUCUCAGGAAUGUCAUUUGGUGACAAAGUGACGAUUACGUUUCGGUUCCGGGUGAGCGUGACGGCACCCAAGGGGGAGCUGAUGCACCUGGUAUCAAACUGCUGCCACCAGUGUCGCGAGGAGCCCAAACCGUCCCUGGACAUCGCGAUCAUCCCGGGGGACCGGGGCGGCAUCGCCGUCUUCUCUAUCACGACCCGCGAGGCCGGGGAGACCUUUUUAUUUGUACCAUACAAGGACACGAUUACGGGGUGGAACUGGCUUCAUUUCCGGUAUGACGGACUCACUCUGUCCGGUGCCAUAAACCAGCAGUCAGCUAGCAGAGAGACCAUAGGGAGGCUGGAGGCCAAAACGGAGGCGCUGAUUAUCGGAGCGUGCGGACAGAAGGGCACCUUUAAUGGGUUCAUCGAUCAGUUCAAGUUUUACAUGUGUAAUCCUCGGUAGUGUUCGUCAGAAGCAAGGCUGUAGAACGUCAAGAACAUCGACUACGCAUACUUCUGAAGCUGCUGUCUAAAUACCUCCAAACUAAUGCAUGGAUUCUGAAACAUAAGCAAUCGCUAUAGUCAUGUUGUACCUAAAAACAAAUGCAUACUGCUAUAAAUUGAAGACGGAACGGUUCAGUGUGUGUAUAAGAAUACACAAGUGUACUCAUAAGAAAGCACUGUCGACUCUUAAUUUCCAAUAUAUCCAUCAAUUUGUAGUUAACUUUGAACGUGUUUUUUUUCACGAUUAAAAUAAAUAUAUAAAUGUAA
Messenger RNA from Mya arenaria, 3109 nucleotides. RefSeq names its product protein PIF-like. Bases 258 to 2801 code for a protein of 847 amino acids. The transcript has 15 exons. Gene Ontology annotation, cellular component: extracellular region. The record is from RefSeq and is a predicted model, not a curated record. NCBI's taxonomy places the organism in Eukaryota, Metazoa, Mollusca, Bivalvia, Myida, Myidae. Gene Ontology annotation, molecular function: chitin binding.